Messenger RNA from Racocetra persica, 711 nucleotides. The record is from the annotation of a GenBank genome assembly. NCBI's taxonomy places the organism in Eukaryota, Fungi, Glomeromycota, Glomeromycetes, Diversisporales, Gigasporaceae.
GAUCAAAAAGAUGCCUCGGAAUGGACAUUCACAGAUAAAAAUAAUAUAGAAAUUGAUGUUGUCAAAACAAUUUGUCAUGGUAUUACUGAGAAAAUGAUAAUGAAUCUAGAAUAUAAUAAUCUCUUAUUAUUAUAUGUGAUUGAUUUUUCAAAUCUAUUCAAAGAAAUUAAAGAUGCAUUUGACGAGCAAGCACUAAUUACAAUGACGGCUCUACCAAUAAAAUUCCAUCGAGACAUGGAUCCUACUUCAGACAAAUAUUUUGAAUACUUGUACGAAAACCAACAAACUACCUGCACUACUAAAAAAGUGUAUAAUGAUAAAUGUAAACUAAUAUGCUUUGGACAUGAUUCAAAAAAUAAAAUGUUUGAUGAACUUAUUGAAAAGAAAUGCAUAUAUUUGUCUGAUUGGAAGAAACUCUGUGAUGAUAUUCGUAAAGCUGAAUUGUUGUUGUUCCAAGCUUAUGAAGCGAAGCUCAAAGUUCUCAUCUUAAAUUGUCCAGCACACCCUUUUUGUUACGUGAGAGAAGUAUUUGAUUUAGAUAUUUCGUAUAAGAAAGUGGUGAUAGAAGAAUUUAAAUCAUUUAUUUGGGCUUUAUGGGCAAUCAGAUGUGCAUUAUCUGAUAUUAUUUAUGACUAUGAAAAAAUAGGAAAAAAACUGUUAAAAGAUUAUAAUAAGAUUGCGGGUUCAGGACCGUAUAAAGUUGAUUGUAGA